UGUUGGACGCAGCUGUUGACAAAGGCAUGAAUGCAGCCUGGGUGACGUUGGCCAGUGCCCUGCAGGUCAGGGGUGAAGCUCUGUCUGAGGAGGAAAUCUGGUCCGUCUUGUCACUGGCUGCGGAGCGGCUCCUGGAAGACCUUCGCCAUGAUUCCUCAGACUACGUGGUAUGCCCCUGGUCUGUCCUGCUCUCUGCGGCCGGAAGUCUUGCUUUCCAAGACCACGUUUCUCACUUAGAGUCUGCUCCAUUCAAAGCCCCCGAGCUGCUUCAAGAACCCGGUGAGGACAAGCAGACUGAUGCGUCACAGCCCCUGCAGCUCCAGGAGCCCGUGCACUCCCUCCUGCUAGCCAUGUGUGAAGACCAGCCUCGGAGGCGGCGGCCACUGACGGCGGUCCUGGAAGCCUGCCGGCUCCAUCAGGAAGAAGUGGCCGUGUACCCAGCCCCCGCCAGCCUCCACAUCAGACGCCUGGUGGGCUUGGUGCUGGGCACCCUCUCCGAGGCGGAGAGGAGAGUUGUGGAGGAAGGCGCCUGCGAGUGGCACGGCCGAAGCUGCCUGCUCCGGAAAAGGCUGCACCGGGCCAGCAGUGAGAGCCCCGCUCGGGCCCCUGAGGGUCUGCAGCCUUGCAGAGUUUCACAGAGAAGCACGGAGACACAGAGUUCCCUAGGGCCCCGCUGGAGCUCCUCAGGACAUGGUGGCUGCAGCCUCUUUGUUAACAGCGCUCUUGCAGGUGCCCGUCCCCGUGACCACGAGGAGGGUCAGCGGCGCAGUUCCAGGUCUGUGCUCCUGGCGGAAGCAGAGAGCUCACGGCCAACAACACCUUCUCAAAGGGGGUUCCUGCAAAGAAAGGGGAAGUUUUCCAGGCCAGAGUUCAUCUUGCUGGCUGGAGAGGCCCCCGUGACCCUACAUCUGCCUGGAUCCAUUGUGACUAAAAAAGGGAAAUCAUACUUGGCUCUGGCGGAGCUCUGCGUGGUCCUGCUGAGCGGGCAGUGUCUGGAGGUGAAGUGUGACCUGGAGUCCACAGCGGGCGCUGUCUUCCAUGCUGUCAUGGCCUUCGCUAACCUUAGAGAGACCUCCUACUUUGGCUUGGCUUAUGUGAAAGGUAAAGAAUUUUUUUUCCUGGACGAUGAAACCAGAUUGUGCAAAAUUGCCCCUGAAGGCUGGAGAGAGCAGUCCCCCAGGGCCUCCACAGACACCUUCACGCUGUUUCUGCGGAUCAAGUUCUUCGUUGGCCACUAUGGGCUGCUCCAGCACAGCCUGACCAGGCAUCAGUUUUACCUGCAGCUUCGCAAGGACAUUCUAGAAGAAAGGCUGCGCUGCGACGACGAGACGCUGCUGCAGCUGGGGGUCCUCGCCCUGAAGGCCGAGUUUGGCAGUUACCCCAAUGAGGUGGAGAGUAAGGCGUAUUUCCGAGUUGAAGAUUAUAUCCCAGCAAGGCUGAUUGAGAGAAUGACGGCAAUCCUGGUCCAGGUCGAAGUCUCAGAGAUGCACCGGCUCAGUUCUGCGCCAUGCGGGGAGGAUGCUGAGCUGGAGUUCUUGGAGAUCUCUCAGCAGCUCCCAGAAUAUGGAGUGCUGGUCCACCAGGUUUUCCCAGAGAAGAAGAGUCCAGAAGGGGAGAUGGCCUUGGGAGUCUGUGCUGAAGGCAUCAUAGUCUAUGACGUGAAAAACAGCUGCAGAGUUGUAAUGUCACGGUUGCCUUGGAGAGAAACUGGCAAGAUUUCAACUCACCGGAAAAAGCUCACCAUCACCAGCAGUGUUACGGGGAAAAAGCACACGUUUAUCACCGAUUCAGCCAAGACCUGUACAUAUCUACUGGGUCUCUGCUUGGCCCAGCAUGGGUUUAAUGCGCAGAUGGGCUCUGGGCAGCCGCCUCAUCUUUUACCUGACCACAAUAAGUUUGUGCAGAUAACCAACUUGAGUUCUGCGCCCCCAGCCCGGGCCAAACCUCUCACUUGGAUUCAGAGAUUGUCAUGCUCAGAAAACGAGUUGUGUGUACCCAGGCCACAGAAUGCUGUGGGAGGUCCACUGAGCACAUCCUUGGAGAACUUCAACGUGGAAGGUGGCAAUGAGACCGGGACAGAGGGACUUGGAGGCAGCCCUUGCACUGGCCGGGAGCAGCUGGACACCCUAAGUUUGCUCCCAAAGCCAACAACCUGUGAUCUCUCUGGGUCAUCUGUUCAGAACGUGUACACAGGGUCACAGAAUAGCAGAAGAAAGAGCUUCACAGAAGAGCCAGGCCAAGAACUUGUGUGUGUGACAUUGGAGCGCGAUCCCCACCGUGGUUUCGGUUUUGUCAUUAGCGAGGGAGAAGAUAUAGGUCAAGCAAAUCCUGGAAUCUUUAUAGCUUCUCUUAUACCCGGGGGACCAGCAGAAAGAGCUAAGAAGAUCAAACCAGGGGGGCAGAUACUAGCCUUGAAUCACAUCGGCCUGGAGGGCUUCACUUUCAACAUGGCUGUGAGAAUGAUCCAGAAUUCUCCCGACAACAUCGACUUAGUCAUUUCUCAGUCAAAAGGUGCUUGUGGAAAUAUCCCCGGGGAAGAAAAGAAUAGCCCAGCGAAUUCUGGUGUGUCACCUACAGACAUCCUGAGCAGUGGGUGCCGGAGAAGUGUGUCAUCACACACGCAUGACCAGAACAGAAACAUGGGAGGCCUGGAAAUGGCUCAGGUGCAGAGUUCAUCGCCCAGGCAGGGGCCUAUGCUCUCCCCUCCACCAUUAAAGGGGGCCAGUUCUUCUUGUCCUCCAUUACCUCCGGAAACCAAAGCUGGUGAAAUCUACUUUGUGGAGCUGGUUAAAGAAGACGGGACACUUGGAUUCAGUGUGACUGGUGGCAUCAACACAACUGUACCUUACGGUGGAAUCUAUGUGAAAUCCAUUAUUCCGGGAGGCCCGGCUGCCAAGGAAGGACAGAUCCUGCAGGGUGACCGGCUGCUGCAGGUGGAUGGAGUGAGUCUGUGUGGUCUCACCCAUAAGCAGGCUGUGCAGUGCCUGAAGGGUCCUGGGCAGGUGGCCAGGCUGGUCUUAGAGAGAAGAGGCCACACGACUGCACAGCAGUGUCCUCCUAAUGACAGGAUGGGAGAUGAGCACGUGGCUGUUUCCCUGGUAACAGCCCAGCGUGGCAGGCCUGUGAGCUGCGUCUCCGUGACAGAUGGUCCUAAGUUCGAAGUCAAGCUGAAAAAGAGUAGCAAUGGUUUGGGAUUCAGUUUCGUGCAGAUGGAGAAAGGGAGCUGCCGCCACCUCACGAGUGACCUGGUGAGGAUUAAGAGGCUCUUCCCAGGACAGCCAGCGGAGGAACACGGUGCCAUUGCGGCAGGUGACCUUAUCCUGGCGGUGAAUGGAAAGCCUACGGAAGGCCUUCUUUUCCAGGAAGUACUCCAUUUGCUGCGGGGUUCGUCACCGGAAGUUACACUCCUCCUUUGCCGACCUCCUCCAGGUGUGCUGCCCGAGAUUGAGCAGGGAUGGCAGGCUCCUGUACUAUCAGCAGACCAAAGGUUCACCAGGAUGACAUGUACUGAUUCAGAGCAAAGCCCCAGCCUGGAUCAAGAGGACAGCUGGAGGGACAGUGCCUCCCUGGACAUGGGAGAAGGUCUGGGUCCCAGGCCAGAGUCUUUCCGCAAGGCUUUGAGAGAAGCUCAAGGGGACCAAGACAGAGAGAGGCCCUGGACCAAGUCCCAGAUGCAACCUCUGGAGCUCCAUCCUCACUCAUGCAGGCUUAGUAAAGAGACAGAAGUACCAACAUUGCCUACCUCUUUGGAAAAGGAAAUGAGGCAAACCUGCUACUCUGUGUGUGAUCUCAGAAGACUAGAAAGAUUUUCCUUCUCAUCUUCACUAAGUAGACUUGCCACAGAUACCUUCUGA
Messenger RNA from Jaculus jaculus (lesser Egyptian jerboa), 3854 nucleotides. It is a transcript of the gene Frmpd2, whose product is annotated as FERM and PDZ domain containing 2. Gene Ontology annotation, molecular function: protein binding. The record is from RefSeq and is a predicted model, not a curated record. Gene Ontology annotation, cellular component: cytoskeleton. The coding region runs from base 27 to 3854 and encodes 1275 amino acids. Lineage: Eukaryota; Metazoa; Chordata; Mammalia; Rodentia; Dipodidae. The transcript has 28 exons.